AGGGUGCCCGCCAGGCUGCGUGACACCCACAGAUGGGUGGAGCUCAGUGCUGCUCCAGCUGGCAAGACGGGCCAGCGGGCGAGACAGGCGGGAGGACUGUGGCCCACCACGUGGGGUACUCCUGGUGAGGCAGGCAGACCUGGCCCUGUGGGUUUGGGGGUUCUGUGCCAGCUCUGCUCACGUCUUCAUGUGUGGAGGGGAUGUGAGUUAGGCUGUCAGAACAGUGCGGGCUCGAGGCACACACGUUUCAUCUAGGCUUCGGGCGGGGCGCAGCAGGUGGGUGAGGCUGCGGUGGUGGCUGCUGCCCAGGGUGGGAGGCUCAGGGGAGGCGCUCGGCAACAGGAGCAGGAAGUGAUGAGGUGGGGAGCUCAGCCGAGGGCUGCACAAAGACCUUCCUGGCCUGCCCCAGACAGAGCUGAGGACCCCUGGCCGUGGGCUUGGGUCUUGGCUUUACAGGAUGGGGCUGCCAGUGUCCUGGGCUCCUCCUGCCCUCUGGGUUCUAGGGUGCUGCGCCCUGCUCCUCUGGCUGUGGUCGCUGUGCACAGCCUGCCGCAGGCCUGAGGACGCUCUGGCCCCCAGGAAGAGGGUGCAGAGGCAGCGGGCGAGGCUGCAGGGCAAUGCGAUGGGAGCGGAAGCGUCCCUGCUGAGGCGGACCCACCUCUGCUCCCUCAGCAAGUCGGACACCAGACUGCACGAGCUGCACCAGGGCCCGCGCAGCAGCAGGGCCCUGCGGCCUGCCAGCAUGGAUCUCCUGCGCCCACACUGGCUGGAGGUGUCCAGGGACAUGACCAGACCGCAGGCAGCCCUCUCUGCCUUCCCACACCAGGAGCUGCCCUGGGCUCUGCCGGCAGCUGCAGCCACCGCAAGGUGCGCUGGCCCCGAGGCCACCUAUUCCAAUGUGGGGCUGGCAGCCCUCCCCGGGGUCAGCUUGGCGGCCAGCCCUGUGGUGGCUGAGUAUGCCCGCGUCCAGAAGCGCAAAGGGACCCAUCACAGUCCCCAAGAGCCACAGCUGGGGAAGGCUGAGGUGACCCCGGCCGCUCAGGUGGACGUCCUGUACUCCAGGGUCUGCAAGCCUAAAAGGAGGGACCCAGGACCCACCACAGACCCGCUGGACCCCAAGGGCCAGGGAGCGAUUCUGGCCCUGGCGAGUGACCUGGCCUACCCGACCCUCCCGCUCAGGGCCCUGGAUGUGGACAGCAGCCCCCUGGAAAACGUGUAUGAGAGCAUCCGGGAGCUGGGGGACCCUGCUGGCAGAAGCAGCACGUGCGGGACUCGGACGCCCCCUGCUUCCAGCUGCCCCAGCCUAGGGAGGGGCUGGAGACCCCUCGCUGCCCCGAACACUCAAGGACUUGUGCUCCUUCCUCCAGAGUGAGCCCGUCCCCCGCCCCGCCCCGCCUCACAGCUGACAGCGCCAGUCCCAGGUCCCGGGGUUGCCAGCCCGUGAGGUCCGUGAGGUCCUGGCCGCUCUGACAGCCGCGGCCUCCCCGAGCUCCAGAGAAGGCCCGCAUCUAAAUAAAGCGCCCUCGCAGGAGGAACGCG
Molecule: messenger RNA, 1539 nt
Organism: Rhinopithecus roxellana (golden snub-nosed monkey)
Lineage: Eukaryota; Metazoa; Chordata; Mammalia; Primates; Cercopithecidae
Gene: LIME1
Product: Lck interacting transmembrane adaptor 1
Exons: 6
Coding region: 458-1372 (304 amino acids)
Biological process (GO): regulation of release of sequestered calcium ion into cytosol; B cell receptor signaling pathway; regulation of transcription by RNA polymerase II
Cellular component (GO): B cell receptor complex
Molecular function (GO): protein kinase binding
Source: RefSeq, a predicted model, not a curated record